CUGUUGCCAGCGGGCUGGUCAGGUGCAGGGGCGUCAAAACAUCAGCUUUACACGACACAGGGUCACAUUAUUUCACAGACAAACAGACGCGCCCUCCACUAUAUGACAACGACACAACAUCCACAGGUUCCAAACCAACAGCAGACCUUGAGCAAGGCACAUCGCAGAAGAGACAGAAGCAAAGGAGAUAUAAUAUUGAUUAUAUUGUACUUUUGGAGCUGCAUUCAGUAAUUGGACCUACACCAACUAUUUUAUCAGUUGAAUUUGAUCUCUUUUGGCCAGACCACAUGAACAUGAUUGGGAAAACUAUUUUGCUAAUCUGUCUGGCUGUCUUAUUUUCUGCAGAUGCAGAGGACCGAUCCAGACUCUACAGGAGGCCUUCCUGUGGGGAUAUGAGCCUAACCCAGGCGUGCCCGCUCAACUACUCCCCAGUGUGUGGCAAUAAUGGAAACACUUACCCCAACGAGUGCUCUCUGUGUGUUCACCGGCUGGAAACCAAUGCAGACAUCUUGAUAGUGAAAGAUGGAAGUUGCUGAAGAGAAGGCCUUCUGAUUAUUCUGCCGUGGAAGUGAUAAUAUUAUCACAUGUAUCUUUGAUUCUUUCUGUGAUUGUUAGAAUUGGUUGUAGAAGUUGUUUUUUAUGGAACACUCAUGCAUGCGCAUACACUCACACACUCACUCACACACACUUUAUAUAAUCAUAUUGAUUUGUAUUACAUUGUAACACUAUCUUUGUAAAAAAUAAAUAGAUUUUUCAGUCCCA
This is a messenger RNA of Coregonus clupeaformis (lake whitefish), 762 nucleotides long. RefSeq names its product probable pancreatic secretory proteinase inhibitor. The record is from RefSeq and is a predicted model, not a curated record. Lineage: Eukaryota; Metazoa; Chordata; Actinopteri; Salmoniformes; Salmonidae. The transcript is spliced from 4 exons. The coding region runs from base 288 to 536 and encodes 82 amino acids. Gene Ontology annotation, molecular function: protein binding.